GGUUUACUGACUGAGGUCUCUGGACAGUCCACCUUUACCACAAGUCAUUUCAAACCGCAACAGUAACUAUCUAGUGUCCUUUUUUUCUGCAGAAAUUUGGAUAUUAUCAUUAUUUCAUCUAUAUUCUGAAUAUUCACACUCUUAUUUUUUGGACCCCUCCGCGAUUGUUAUUCAAGACAAACGCUGAGGAUGGCUGAUCAGCUGCAGGAUGUCAUCCAGAGAUGGCGAAAAGCCGUGGUGGAAGAUGGUUUAAGGCCAGAGGACCAUGAACUGUUCCAGAAUGCUGGAUUGGCGUAUAUUAAUCAGGGUGACACGACACAACUGCUAGACUUCAUUCAGGAUGAGAAGAACCAGGGAAUAGUGGAGUCUAUGGGCUGUGGCCUCCUUGCGUCCCUGGUGGCCGAGGUACUGAAGAGGAAGAAGAGUUCCUCUACCUGUAAGGCCGUUAUCACACACCUGGCCGAGACAUGCAGCCCGAUGGAACUCAUGCUGAUUUUUCUCGGCCAAGUGGAUGACCUUCAUCCGGACCUCAUCGCUGAUACCAUCGUACUUAUGGCCCCGCAUCUUCAAACAGUGCUGCUGCGUCUGGGUGAGGAGAAGGCUCCCUGGGUAGGCCUUGCUCUGGCUGCCCUACAGAAGCAGGUGUCCAGGCUGCCAGUGCCUUACACCAAGGAGCAAGAAGUGGAGGAUGCGUAUGGUCUGUGUCGUUGCUGUUCAGCCCUGGCCAGGUUCAUGGAGCCAUUCGUGGAGGAAGUGAAGAGGAGGGACAACAGCGAGGAUGGUGGCACUGCUUCAGACAAUCAGCUAAAGACUGAGCUUCUCAAGUUUUGCAUGGGGAGCUUGAGGGAGCCACUCCUUCAGGCACAGCUUGACCAGGCUAUAGACAUCCAUAAACAGUCUCCCCUAUGGCACUUUGCUACAGACAUACUGGCCACCCUACCAGCCAUCCAGGAGCCUCUCCCAGGCCUCCUGUUCUACAAGGCUCUGAAGAAGAGGGAGGAGUCUGGCCUCCUGACAGACAGUACUAAAGCCCAGGAGUCACGGGCCUGUCUGGCAUACCUGCUCUUUGUCCAGCUCAUCACCAUCGAGAGCUUUCCAGCAGUUUUCAGCCCUGUGUUUGUCCUGCAGUGUAAUAUGGAAUAUAUUGACCUCCUACUGAGUAGAAAGGAAGAAUCAUUCCUACUCAAAGGCCUGGAAUUAUAUACAAAAAGCUUGGAGAGAGUGGAGGAUAACAGUCUCCCAGUUGAACUGCUGGACCUAAAGUCAUUUUACAGUGUUCCACAGCACUUGGUGCAGAUCCUGACUGUGUGUCCAAUUCAGCAUUUGAGAGAACAAGGGUUUAAAGUGUUACAGCUCUUCAUAGAUAAAUUGGGACCUGAGGCUAAGCACAAAUUCUUCAGGUGUAUGAUAAAAACCAGUUGCCAUGCCGGAGUAGAGGGUUACAUUAUAAAGAACAUCAAAAAUCAGAUUGAGCUCUCCUUGAAGCCAGGUCAUGAGAAUGAAUGGUUUAUGGGAAUCCAGGUUUUGCCCCUACUGAGACUGGUUCUCUGUUUCCCACGGGGCCCAGAAACAGACCUGCUGAACAGUAUGGACAGGGUAAUGGAGUCUCUCAAUCUGUUACGAUACCUGCAUAUGCGGGACAUGGACUGGCAGCAGACAUCAAGUAUAUGGCCGGAGCUGUUCAAGAUCAAAGAGGACUACCUGAAGAUGCUGAGGGUGUGUCUGGCCCUCUCUAGAGCCUACUAUGCAGGGCAGGUUAAGAACAUGAGAGAGGACAAGAAGAUUCAAGCACAGGAAGCCAGAGAGGCUAGAGUUGCAUUAGUUCAGACUAUGACUGUGAAGAACAAGAUGGUAUCAGAUAUGACCCCAGAGAUGCAGUAUCAGGUACUGCAGUGUGCUCUGGUGACCUUUGACCUGAUGGAGAGUCUAGUGAUCCGUAUUGAGGAGAUAUCAGAGGAGAAAGUGAAAACGGGGACUGCUGUCUAACAACAGAGAUGGCUCAGAGUCUUAUGCUUUUAAAAAUGAUUGUUUCAGGCUAAUAAUAAAUAAUAAAUACACAAUCUACAAAAAAAUAUUUAUUUAUUUAAGCCUCAUU
Oncorhynchus tshawytscha (Chinook salmon) is the source of this 2095-nucleotide messenger RNA. Its product is annotated as glomulin-like. The transcript is spliced from 18 exons. NCBI's taxonomy places the organism in Eukaryota, Metazoa, Chordata, Actinopteri, Salmoniformes, Salmonidae. Gene Ontology annotation, cellular component: cytoplasm. Gene Ontology annotation, molecular function: ubiquitin-protein transferase inhibitor activity. The coding region runs from base 190 to 1986 and encodes 598 amino acids. The record is from RefSeq and is a predicted model, not a curated record.